Messenger RNA from Acaulospora morrowiae, 210 nucleotides. Lineage: Eukaryota; Fungi; Glomeromycota; Glomeromycetes; Diversisporales; Acaulosporaceae. The record is from the annotation of a GenBank genome assembly.
GCAUCGGGGAUUCUUUCCAACAACAAUCCUUCGAAUCUUAUGGAGGCUAGGCGACCAUAUAGGGUCCAUUAUUCUAUAUCGCUCGAAAGGAUCAUUUUCCACUCUCCAGAUGCAAGUAAAAAACAGACGGCCUUACACUUUUCUAAUUGUGGUUCGUCAACACCUAUUGAGCGAUUGUAUUUUACCGAUGAUUUGGGAUAUAUUCACUAA